Molecule: messenger RNA, 1241 nt
Organism: Dibothriocephalus latus
Lineage: Eukaryota; Metazoa; Platyhelminthes; Cestoda; Diphyllobothriidea; Diphyllobothriidae
Source: the annotation of a GenBank genome assembly
GCUCUCCACAACAAUCAGGAAGUACUGCAUCGCUGAGCAUUGAGGAAACAAAUAAAUUGCGUGCUAAAUUAGGACUGGCUCCUCUUGAUGUUGGGACGGAAAAGAAACCUGACGAUGGGACUCCACAGUUUCUUAACAGUGACGAAAACUUUGUACACGUGCCGGCUAAAAAUAUCAGCGAAAUACGCAGGACUGAACAAAUUCAAGAAAAACUUAAGACUAUGCGCGAAAAAAGGGAACUUAUGGAAAAGUUACGCGAGGCCCAGCCGCUUUCUGCCGGUGACGAGGUUAAUACCAUGUCCUGGGUCGAGAAAAUGCGGCUUAAAGAGAAAGAAAGACGUGCCGCAGAGGAAAGAGAAAAACUUCUUUCCGAAAUGGAUGAAGAAUUUGGUGUGUCACAACUCGUACAGGCGAAACUUUCCGCUUCGAAUGAGUACGCUUCACGGGAUUUAGAAGGACUGAAAGUGGAGCAUAAAGCCGAUCGUCUUAUUGAGAGCGGACCUAUCAUUUUGACUCUCAAAGACAAGGGCGUUUUGGAUGAAGAUGCGGACGAUGUUCUUGUUAACGUGAACAUAAUUGACGAUGAAAAGGCAGAAAAGAAUCGGGAGAACAAGCGCAAGACGGCCGGCCUCGGUGGAAUUCUGCAGGACGAAGACGAUGAUGUCAUAAUGGGUUUACGCGCCAAGGGCGUUCUGGAAAAGUAUGACGCAGAAAUCGAUGGCCCUAAGAAACAAGAAUUUGUUUUGGGAUCGGGUGGUUCCUAUUCUUCUGAGCACGAGUUAGCUAUGCGUAGACUUCAACAAGAACUUCAGUCCUCCGCACAUUCAGCCAAUGACUAUGAAGUGCGUGUUGCGAGCGAAUACUUCUCUGCUGCCGAGAUGGAACAAUUUAGAAAGCGAAAACGCAAGACCAAAGUUCAGCGCCGCAAGCUCACGGCUGACGAUCUCAUAAGUGCCAGUUUUAAUGAACCCGCAGUCAAUGGGGCCGGUGGCCGGCGAGAUCAUGGAAGCCGUCGUCGUGGUGCCCCCACCGCGGAAGAGGAACCGGAGGAGGGUGAAGUGGUCCAUGACUCCGGGGCGAAUCGCGUUGACCGUGCUGGGAAAACGGAGGAGGAAGAGGACAGGAAACCGUCAACAACAGCGGCCCUAACUACCGACACAGGCCUCAAUCCCGCCAUCGCAGCUCUGUUGGAGGCACGCACGGUCUCCGAAGACGUUGACGAUAGAGGUAAAACCUUUUAA